Messenger RNA from Salarias fasciatus (jewelled blenny), 4181 nucleotides. Its product is annotated as lysine-specific demethylase RSBN1L-like. The transcript has 9 exons. Gene Ontology annotation, cellular component: nucleus. The record is from RefSeq and is a predicted model, not a curated record. Lineage: Eukaryota; Metazoa; Chordata; Actinopteri; Blenniiformes; Blenniidae. The coding region runs from base 46 to 3498 and encodes 1150 amino acids.
CUUCUGAUCUGUUACGUCUGACCGUAAAAAAUAGAAACUUCCAAGAUGGCCGAGUCCGUGGAGUCCAUGCAUUUCGCAGCAAACAGCAAAACAAUUUCCCCUAAACCCCUGCUAGCUAAGCGGCCGCCCGAGAGCCGUCCGCAGUCUUCCAGCGACAUUUUCCCGCCGCCCCCCAAGAAGGUCCGCGUGGAGGAGAAGGGCCUGAAGCACCGCAGGCUGAACGGAGAGGUGUGCGCAGGGGAAAAACACAACGGGAAGCAGAGUUGUGGGAGCCCAGCGAAAUGGAGUUUCGGCCCGGCCAAGGCGAGCCACUCCGCCGCCGCCGCGGUGCCAGCCACCCCUGCCCGCAAAAUCUUCAAGAUCAGCAACUUCCUGGCGUCGCCUCACAAAGUGAAGAAGACGAAGGAGAAGCGGCACAAGGAGAAGGAGAAGAGCGGCGAGGCGCAGCGGAGCUCCGCCGCUGUGGACAGAGUGAGCCCUGCUAGCUGCCAUACAAAGACCGAGAACGGCGACGUGAAAAUGCUACAGAGAGACCACCGACCGAAGGACAAGGACCGACAGAAGAAGAAGGAGAAGAGCAAAGAGUGGAAAAACCACAAGAUGCCCCCCGUGCACGACAUCGCCAGAGAAAACGGAGAAGUUCUCCCCCCACAGAAAGACUCCAAGGAGAAACCCAAAGCCGGAUCAGAGGAAGACCUCCUGCUGAAGAAGCUCAAGAAGAAAAAGAAAAAGAAGCACAAAGAUGGCGAGCGGGUGAAGGAGAGACACGGCCGGCCCAAAAUGUAUCACCGCUCAAGCCAGACUGUGUGUUCGGGCGUUUCUCUGGGUCUUCCCGAGCUCCUCAGCCGAAUAAACGGAAACAACAGCAGUAGCCUCAUUCACGCCGCAGCAGCGCCACAGCCGCACCAUCAGGAUCCCGCUCUCUCCGCUGCUACCUCUCCCAUCUCCUCCAUGGUCAGGGACAGGCUCGGCUACAACUCCCCGCUCCACUGCGCCCCGGCACCGGCCCUGUCCGGUCUGGAGUUCGGCCGUCUGAUCCACAUCGAGCAGCAGGCCAACGGCGGGGCGUCGGUGGCGCACGCCUACAGCGAGCAGCUCGCCGGCCUGUCCCCGGCCGAGAUGCAGCGCUUCGCCCAGGAAUUUGUCACCCUGUCGUUCAGCGAGGACGAGAACCAAGCCGCGGGCUUUGUGAUGGGGAUCAUACACGGAGCUGCAUCCUACCUCCCAGACUUCCUGGACUACUUCUCGUACAAGUUCCCCAACGCACCCGUGAAGAUGGAGGUGCUUGGGAAGAAGGACAUCGAGACCACAACCAUGGCCAACUUCCACUCUCAGGUGAAGCGGACAUAUUCCCAGGGAACGUACCGAGCCGGGGCCAUGCGACAGGUCAGUCUGGUGGGAGCCGUGGAUGAAGAGGUGGGGGACUAUUUCCCCGAGUUCAUCAGCAUGUUGGAGGAGUCUCCUUUUCUGGAGCGGACUCUUCCCUGGGGGACCUUCUCCAGCCUGCGGCUGCAGAGUCCCACCGAGAGCGACGACGGCCCCAUCAUGUGGGUCAGACCGGGAGAGCAGAUGAUCCCCAUGGCCGACAUGCCCAAGUCGCCCUUCAAAAGAAAAAGGUCCACCAAUGAGAUCAAGAACCUGCAGUAUUUGCCCAGAGCCAGCGAGCCCAGAGAGAUGCUGUUCGAGGACCGGACGAGAGCGCAUGCCGACCACAUCGGUCAGGGCUUCGAGAGGCAGACCACUGCUGCCGUGGGUGUGCUGAAGGCCGUGCGCUGCGGGGAAGACAGCGACACUCCGGCCCGGAUCACCAAAGACGUCGUGUGUUUCCACGCUGCAGAUUUCCCAGAUGUGGUCAUGAGGCUGCAGCUGGACCUCCACGAGCCGCCGCUGUCGCAGUGCGUGCAGUGGAUCGACGACGCCAAGCUGAACCAGCUGAGGAGGGAGGGCAUUCGAUACGCCCGCAUCCAGCUCUACCACGACGACAUCUACUUCAUCCCCAGAGGGGUGGUCCACCAGUUCAAGACGGUGUCGGCUGUCUGCAGCCUGGCCUGGCACAUCCGGCUCAAACAGUACCACCAGCAAGAGGAGAAGGAGGAGGAGGAGGAGGAAGUGGACAAAUGUUCGGCCAGUCAAGUAACGCUUCGUAUCAAAGAAGAGGAGCGGGACGAUGAGGAGUUUAAGGAGUGUCACCUCGCUAGACAACCAGCAGUGAAACUAGAAGAUGAGGAUGAUGAUGAGGAGGACGAAGAGGAGGAGGAGGAGGAGGAGGGGCUUCUCUCACAAGCUCCGACACAGACCCUGAAGGAGGAAGAGCGAGACAACAGAGCGGAGCCGACGUCGGCGCCGACGCCGCCCGCAGUCAAGAGAGAGGCGGACGAAGGCGCCGCCACUCCCGCGCCGACGGCGGUCACCGCCGAGGAAGACGGGAAGGAGGAGAGUCGGGGCGGCGCCGACACGCGCCCGCUGCCGCAGGAGGGCGAGGCGGACGGCGCCUCCUUCAAGACGCUACAGCACAGCGGCAGGAAGGAGAGCGACCCGGAGGAGGAGAGGCAGCAGAAGACGCCUGCGUCUCUGAAAGAGAGGAGUAAAGACGGCUCCGCCAACACGCCGCACGUCAGGAGAGAAAAGGACAAAGGAAAGAGAGAGAGGGACGAGAAGGAGAGGGUCAAAGAGAAGAAGGACAGGAGUAAAGACAAGGACAGGGAUAAAAAAGACCGGGGGAAAGACCGAGAGAGGGAGAAGGAGAAGGCGAAGGCCGAGGGGUUGAGAGAGGCUGGCUCCUCUGUGCUGCUGCAGCUGAAGAAGAAAGAGGAUGAGGAGCGAGCGAAGGAGGGCAGCAAAGCUGCUCAGACGCCGCCUGCCGCAAGAGACGAGAAGUGGGCCAGGGAGUGGGACUCAAAGACGCAGCCCCACGUCAAGAAGGAGAAGGAGCACGACAAAGACAGAGCGGCGGCGGCGGCGCAGCACUCGAGGCCGGACAGAGAGGAGGCCCGAGACGCCUGCUCGCACAAACACAAGUCGUCGCACGGGAAGAAGGAGAAGAGCGGCCACAGGGAGGGCGGCGCGCUGAGCGCGCCGGCCAAGUCCACGGCGAGAGAGGACGGCAAGGCGAGCAAGCCGGCGCACGCUCAGGUGAAGAAAGAAGGGAAGAAGGAAAGAGAGGCGGGCGGCAAAGAGGAGAAGAAGAAGCCGCCGGCCGCUCCGGCGGAACACAGGGCGCCACGGACGCUCGUCACCUUUGACCUCUUCAAGCCGAUGGAGGCCCACCAGACUCUGGCGCUCUCCUUCACAGACAGUAGACCUAAGACUCACCACCACACCGACUCCCGGGGCUCCUCGUCGAAGCCCGGCGCCGACAUUCGGACGCUUGUCGCCUCUAAAGGACCAAAAGUAAAAGACUCGAUGCCGGGGAAACCCGCCGCGCCGAUACAGGACGGCGGGCUGAAGCAGCCUCUGAAAACACACACACCCCAAACACAGAAAGACUUCUUAAUAUGACUGUCUGGAUGUCUAGUCUUCUUUUCAUUUUGUUUUGUUUUUUUUUUUUUUUACUGUACAACUUACGCCGAGGCUUUGUUAAAAUGCUCCCGAGCGGCGCCGCCGUCCUCCAGACGUCCGCCGGCCUUUCUCCUUUCCAGCAGGAAGCAUUCCUCCACACGGCUCCCGAGACGAGGACGCGCUCCGCGGGGGAUUUUAACGGCGCCCAAGAAUGUAAGCUAAGUAGCUCACUUCACGUUUGUUAGCAGAUGUAUGUAGGCUUUCUCUAAAAAAAAAUGUUAUGUGACCCGUGUGUCAGUGCCUGUGCACUACUUAGCUUCGCUCUUAAAAACACCUAUUUUAGGUACUGGACUGAGCCAGUCUGAAAACAACCGCCCGAUAGGAAAAGACUGCGUUCACCGUCUGGGACGUGACGACCGGCUCACGAAUUUCUGUCGUUCGGAACGCGCUACAGUGUACAACGAGAGCGAGCGGUUGUUUUCAGACUGGACCGUUUGACUCACACAGGGCUGUAAAUGAUACUGUAUGUACCAAAACUGUACAGUAUAGAUGUUAUUAGCACCAAUGUGAGAAAAUGUAUACAGAAAUUGCAUAUAUUUUUUGUAAGACAAGUUUUAUUUUCCAUAGAACUUAUUUAUAUCAUUUACUGUCUGGUUUUUAUUUGAAAACGAUGUAUGUGAAAA